CAGGCGCAGAGAAAACAAGACUCCCAAAUCCCAAUUUCCGGAAAACUUGAACGGUCUCCUUCGUCCUUCCGAAGCUCUCCACGCAAACCAUAAGCAACGCGUGCAGAUUCUCUCUCUCUGCUUGACCAACAGAGCCAAUCCCCGUUCAUCCGUUUGAGAAUUGAAAGAUUUUCGCAAUUCAAAUUCCGUUUAAUGGUUGCUGAAGUGAUGGGAUGGGAGCUCAGAAGAGCAUCCAUGCCGGCAAAGCUAAGAUUGAUGUCAACAUUGAUUUCACUAACAAGCUGUGUGCAGCUUUGAUGCUUCCUACUCUCAGGGACAAUGGAAAUCCGCUUUCUCUGAUUAUUGGGAGUGUUUGCAUAAAACAUCCCAAUUUGUUUGGUGGAAGCGAGAAGCUUGACGUAUCUUGGGAUAAGGGACUUUAUGAUUCCAGUGUUUUGGUAGCUUAUAGGAGGCCGAGGUCCAAAUGGCUCGCUCAACAGUCCUUUGUCAUUCAGCAUUCAACUUCACCCGAGAUUGGGGUCCAUGGUUUUCCCAUUGACAACUUUUCGCGCUCAGGAAGUGGAGGUGUUAAUUUGUGCCGCUUCUCAGCAGGGGUGGACCUGAAUGAGCCUGCAAGUUCCAAGUGGAGCAGCACAACCAGCAUAAAGUUUGAGCAUGUUCGUCCAAUCAAUGAUGAUGGUCAUUCCAUAUGCAGAGAUCUUGAUGGGUUUCCAGUGACCUGCAGUGGUGGUCCACAUGAUAAUAUGGUAGUUCUGAAGCAGGAGUCCUGUUAUGCAAAGGCAAAUGACUGCAGUUUCUCUCAAUUGACUCUACAAAUUGAACAAGGAAUCCCUUUGCUAUCUAAAUGGCUAAUUUUCAACCGAUUCAAACUUGUUGCAUCAAAGGGACUUAAAAUUGGGCCUACAUUUUUCUUAGCAAGAUUGACAGGUGGUUCCAUUGUAGGGGACAUGGCACCAUAUCAAGCAUUUGCAAUUGGGGGUCUUGGUAGUGUUCGAGGUUAUGGUGAGGGUGCAGUUGGAUCUGGUAGAUCAUGUCUGAUAAUAAACAGUGAAUUGACAUUCCCUUUGAGCAAGGUGUUGGAAGGUUCCCUUUUCAUGGACUGCGGAACAGACUUGGGCUCUGGUCAUCAUGUACCUGGAAAUCCUGCUCUAAGGCAUGGCAAACCCGGGUCUGGAUUUGGUUUUGGUUAUGGGCUUCGAUUGAAAUCAAACAUUGGUCAGUUCCAGAUUGAUUAUGCCACAAAUGCCUUUUGGCAAAAGACUGUCUACUUUGGCAUCAGCAACCUUGUUUCUUGAAAGCGAUAUUGUGCCUGAAGAUAGGCUUCAUGUUGAAAUCCAUGGAAUGCGCAAGACAUGGAUACGCAAGGAACUUUUUUGAGGAAAACAAUUUAUGACUGGAAGAUACUGAAGAUUUAUUCCAUCAAUUUAAGCUUUGACUGAGCUCCACUUGCACACCAAUCAUACCAUUGCAAUUGUCUCGCAUAUUUUUUAUAUUUUAACCAUAGCAUUUUGAAUUUUCGGAAGAAAUUGGUAGAACAAUUACUUAACAUGUCAUGGAACUCUUAUGCAAGUGAGAUAGCUUGGGUAGGGUUAACACAAAUUUUGUAUUUAAAGCAACUUCUGAAGGAUACUAGGAGAUAGUGCAGAAAUAUGUGCUAAAUCUAGGAGAUAAAAUUUAUGAUCA
Messenger RNA from Nelumbo nucifera (sacred lotus), 1683 nucleotides. Its product is annotated as protein SUPPRESSOR OF PPI1 LOCUS 2, chloroplastic-like. Lineage: Eukaryota; Viridiplantae; Streptophyta; Magnoliopsida; Proteales; Nelumbonaceae. The record is from RefSeq and is a predicted model, not a curated record. Gene Ontology annotation, biological process: chloroplast organization; embryo development ending in seed dormancy. Gene Ontology annotation, cellular component: outer membrane.